Talaromyces rugulosus is the source of this 2199-nucleotide messenger RNA. RefSeq lists its product as uncharacterized. The transcript is spliced from 3 exons. Lineage: Eukaryota; Fungi; Ascomycota; Eurotiomycetes; Eurotiales; Trichocomaceae. Gene Ontology annotation, molecular function: ATP-dependent protein folding chaperone; ATP binding. The coding region runs from base 1 to 2199 and encodes 732 amino acids. The record is from RefSeq and is a predicted model, not a curated record.
AUGUCUUCAUCCUCAAUGACUUCGCGGCUCAAGUUGUUCAAGCGCAGCAAGGACAGCAGCACUUCCAUCCCCUCACAACAGUCGAGCCCCUCAGGGACCCCCUACGUCCCCCCGCCGUUGAGCACCGCGUCCGCCAGUCCACCGCCGCCCUCGAGCUCGUCCACCACCAGUCUUCCCAUGAACGGCCAAAAUCCACCAGGACGACCGCCCAGCUAUUCGCACGCUGGUCGUCCGACGAGUCCCAUGCCGCCGACUGCCCAGCAAGUCGCCCACCACCCGCCCCCCAUCAACACCAGCGCUCCGUACGGCCAGCCCCCCCAGCAGCAGCAGCUCGGUGUCGGAGGCCCGCCGCCUCCCGGCUAUGGCUAUCAGCCUCAGCAACCCCCAGUACAGUCUACGCAGCCGCUCCAUCAGCAUGGGAUCCCCUCCAGCCUGGGCCCGGCCCAGGGCGUGCGCAACCCGGCCGCCGAGGUCGACGGCACCAACCGAAACAAGGCCCAGCUGAUCGUGGGUAUUGACUUUGGCACCACCUUCUCCGGUGUCGCGUUUGCCUUUGCUACCAACAACGAGGCCCGCGAAGACAUUAUCACUGAAUGGCCUGGUGCCGGUACGCAUACAAAGCAGAAGAUUCCUACUGUGCUCUACUACGAUCAAUACCAGAAGGUUGUCGGAUGGGGGCCUGAUAUCGCCGAUGCCCUCGCCCACACCGGUUACCCCAAGUUGGGCGUUCAAAAAGUCGAGUGGUUCAAGCUACAGCUGAUGCUGUCUGGUAACACCUAUAUCGAUCCCAUUAACCUGCCUCCUCUGCCUCCCGGCAAAUCUGAGAUCGACGUUGCCGCCGAUUAUCUCUUCAAGGUGCGCCAAGCUAUGCGCGCCCAGCUCCAAAAGACCCUGGGUGAAGUGUUCAAUCGUGAGGAGCGCAACAUUCGCUACUAUUUGACCGUGCCCGCUAUUUGGAACGAUGCUGCCAAGGCAGCAACUCGUGCGGCCGCCAUUCAAGCUGGUUAUUUGCGCGACGAGAACGACAACCGUCUUACCUUGAUCACUGAGCCCGAGGCUGCCGCCAUGUUUUGCGCCAAAUCCGGUCUGUUGAAUCUCAAGGUAGGCGAUGCCAUUCUCAUUGUCGACUGUGGUGGUGGUACCGUCGACUUGAUCGCCUACGAGGUCGAAGAGGAGAAUCCCUUUACAGUCGCCGAGUGCACGGCUGGUUCCGGAGACUCGUGCGGUUCAACCGCCCUCAACCGUAACUUUAGCAAUAUCUUGCGUGCCAAAAUUCGAAAGAUGAAACUGCCCGACGGAUCCCGAACGGCAGGAAGAGUAUACGCCAAGUGCAUCAUGGACUUUGAGAACCGAAUCAAGGCCGAUUUCCGCAACAACGGCCAGAAGUGGGCCGUCGAUGUUGGUAUUGAGGCCGACUAUCCAGACGCCGGCAUUGAGGACGGCUAUAUGAGCUUCACCAACGAGGAGAUUCUGCAGUGCUUCGAGCCUGUCGUCAACCGAAUCUUGGAGCUGGUGCGUAACCAGAUCAUUGCCAUCCAGGCCCAGAACAGGCAACUACAGAACGUACUCGUCGUCGGUGGAUUUGGUGCAUCCGAAUAUCUCUUUCAGCAAAUCAAAUUACAUGUUCCCCCGCAAUUCCAGUCCAAAGUGGUGCGCCCAAUGGACUCUGUCGCCGCAAUCGUGAAAGGUGCAGUCACAGCUGGUAUUACCGAACGAGUGGUCACACACCGAAUUGCCCGUCGACACUACCUCAUGGCUACCCUGCAACCAUUCAAGGAGGGUUACCACCCAGAACAAUACCGCGUCCCCAGCUUGGACGGCAAAGACCGAUGCAAGUACACCCGGCAGAUCUUUGUGCAAAAGGGUGAACGAGUCAAGAUUGGCGAGCCCGUCAAGGUCAGCUUCUUCCGUCAAGUCGCGCCAGGAGCGACUCUAAUGUACGAGGAUAUCUUGUAUGCAUGUGACGAGGAUGUCUGCCCCGAAUAUGUCAAAGACCCUCGAAUCAAGGAAGUUGUCACUCUCACAUCCGACUUGUCACGUAAAAACCUAGAGAAAGACUUUGAACGCAUGGAUACACCCAACGGAACCUUCUACCGUGUUUACUUUGACAUCUACCUCACCCUCGAUGGAUCCGAAUUCAACGCUGAAUUAGUAUGCCAAGGCGACGUGAUGGGCCGCUGCACCGCCCGUUUCAAGUAG